Molecule: messenger RNA, 2297 nt
Organism: Python bivittatus (Burmese python)
Lineage: Eukaryota; Metazoa; Chordata; Lepidosauria; Squamata; Pythonidae
Gene: DNAI7
Product: dynein axonemal intermediate chain 7
Cellular component (GO): axoneme
Molecular function (GO): beta-tubulin binding; microtubule binding
Source: RefSeq, a predicted model, not a curated record
GCCGCGGCGAAAUGGGUCCCAAAAAGAAAAAGUCUGGUGGUGGCAAGAUUAGUAAAGCUGAACGGAUGAGGCUGCUGAGAGAGGAGGAAGAACGGCGAAUGAUCGAGGAAGAGCAGGCCCGGUUACGUGCUGAGCUGGAAGAAACUGUGAGGGCUGAAAAAGAACGUAUUGAGAGAGAGAAGACAGAACAACUUGAGGCCAAAGAUCAAGAACGCCGAGGUGUGGAGUUAUCUGAACUUUAUGAGUUAGAAGAGAACUUUUUCCUGGCGAGCCAAUGGAAGUUGAAAUGUAGAGCCCUUGCUAAGUGGGAACAUUAUACAGGUUGUGAUGGCAGUCCAGACCCUACAAUUCCCCAGGAAAUCAAUACUUUUAUGAGCUUGUGGCUAGAAGACACAAAUAAUGAUAUCAUGAUCGUGGUUGAGAAAGGCAGCAAGGUGCUGGAACUCAUUGCAAAGUUAGAAAUGUACAUAUUGGAGACCCCGUUUGACGAGCUCUCUUCAGAUGAGGUAGCUCAAUACCAAGAGACCAUUUUGAACCUGCAGAAUUUACUCCAUCACAAAUACAACCAAGCGACAGAACAGCUGCUGAAGCAAGCCAGCAGUUAUGCAGAAUCUGAAAGUGGAAAUAUGGAAGUUGUCAUGAAAGAAAAGGACAUCACGUUGUGCAUUUGGGCUAAUCUCAAGAAGAAUCCAAGAUUCCGGAACCAAUUAUUUUAUGAUGAGGAGAAGCAGCCCUGCAAUGGAUUUGAACUUCCCAAGCCGCUGACCAUCUGCGAUGUGGCUAUACGCAUCUUGCACACCCAUUACGACCAUUUGUCCCCUAUUCAAACUUUCCCCAAAGAACCACCAAAGCUGGACCUCCCAACUACAGAGAUCUUGGUUCAGCCCAGUGGGGAAAAGAAAGAAAAAGAGGAAGAGCCUGGGAUCCUGAAAGACGUUUCUGAGAGCAAAACAGAACAGUCCUCAGUAAGAACCACGACCUUCAGUGAUCUCUUCACUUAUCCAGAAGGAAGAAGAAAUGGAUCGCGGGAGUCUAGCAUUAGAGAAGAUUAUUAUAACAGAAGCUCCGUUCUCCUUCAAUCCACCUCCAGAGCUCACAUUUCAGCCCUGCGGCUCUUUGAUAUCAGUGAAUUGGAGGUCCUUGAAGAUUUCACAGUGGAUUUGCACCAGUACAUGUCAGUGGGAGGUGUCUAUCAUUGCGAUGUGCUGAAGCUUCCACCUCAAGCCAAGCAAGUCAAGGGAUGGACCAUGGUCGAAGUGCUGGAUACAGGAUUAGAGACCUACCCCUAUGUUGCUCUAUAUGAAGAAGGUGAAGACAGCUCGGCCAUAACCGUGGGGAUCACAGUCCAUCUUCCUGAUUCUGUGAUUUAUUUUGAACAACCCCUGAUAGCAAGAUGGGAUCCUCAAGAUAAAUAUUGGAGAACAGAUGACAUUGGGGAGGUCGUAUACAAAAUGAAAGAGAAAGAGAUCUCCUUUAAAAUGAACGGCUUCUUCACCGUUACGCUGCUGCAGGAUGCUCACCUCAAUAUGCCCUACCAGUGCUGGGAGCUCCUGCCCAUUGGGCCCGAUAAAGCUGUCCUUACCAUCCUCACCACCUUCGCUGAGGUGCAGAUCCACAUCAAGGACAAUCAAUGUAUGCUCUAUUCAGUCGCUACAGUAGAAGAUUCUGAUCUGCUUUUGGGGCUGAGAGAAAAAUGGAUGACUCCCAUGGCCCUCAUGGUGACACUGAAGCGAGCUGGCAUGAACAUCUUCCCCGCUGAAUACUCCACAAAGUAUGUCAGCGUGAACAAAAAAAGCCUGCUGGCAGAAAUCAUGGUUUACCAGCAAAUGUCUCUUGUUGCAACUUCUUUUGCCUUUGGCUGGAGCAAGUGGAACCUGAGGAGUGGAGAGGAUAACGUGGUCUUUAAGGCCUGUGAACAUCUGACAGAAGAAGAACUAGUGGAUGACGAAUUGUGGGAUCUUUAUAUGUUCAAUGGGCAAAGAGCUCAGAAGCUUGCGAUUGAAGAAGACAGCUACAGCUUCUCCAAGAACAUCGCAGAAGGCUCUGAAUUCCACUCCACUCUUUACCACCUCAUUAAAGAUGCGGGGAGUGAAGCUGCAAUGGACCGAGUCAGACAGAGCAACUACCUUUUCAUCGAUGCUGUGUACCAAUUACUCCUUGGCACAAGGGUGCUGACAUACUCGUAAUACGCCAGAAGCUGCUUAAGAACUUUAUUGAGUUCGAAGACGCUCCCCAUCAAUAAAAAUAAGAGGUGGAAGAGAUCACGUUUCAGACUUUUUUAAAAAAAAAAAAAAGAA